AUGGAUUUUUCUGUAAAAGAACUUUCUAUGAUGGCAUUAAUGCUUGAUGAGGAUGAGCAAGUAGCUCAAGAGCCUCGUAGGUACUGGGUUCAUUCUGCUUGGAAGAAACGAGAUGACGAAGGAGAGUUCCAAACUUUGUACAAGGAGCUUGUAGACGAUGAAACUAAAUUCAAUGAAUAUUUUAGAAUGUCCAUGUACUGCUUCGAUGUCUUAUUUAAAAAAAUCGAAAAAUACAUUCAAAAACAAGAUACAAAUUUCAGGAAAUGUAUACCACCUAAGCAUCGGUUAGCUGUUUGUUUAAGAUUUUUGGCAACAGGAGAUUCUUUUAAAACCAUAUCAUUUAGUUAUCGUUUAGGUCAUUCAACAGUGUAUGAAAUAGUUACAAAUACUUGUAAAGUAUUAGUAGAAAAAAUAAUGCCAGAAGUAAUGCCUCUACCUACCGAAAACAAAUGGAGAGAGAUCACAGACGAGUUCUGGAGUUGUUGGAAUUUUCCAAAUUGUAUUGGGUCAUUAGAUGGCAAACAUGUUGUUAUUCAGGCUCCACCUAGAAGCGGAACUCUAUAUUUUAAUUAUAAAAAAAUAUUUUCCGUGGUACUUAUGGCACUUGUAGAUGCACAUUAUAAUUUUAUUGUGGUCGAUGUUGGUGCAUACGGCAGAAAUAGUGACGGUGGGAUUUAUAUGCACUCAAAAUUAGGAAAAGGAGACGAGGCAUUCCCUCUAAAAGAAUAUUUGAUGAGACCUUACCCAGGAAAACAACUCGAUGAGCAUUCAAAGCGUAUUUACAAUUAUCGUCAUUGUAGAGGAAGAAGAAUUAGACUUCAAGCAAAACCGGAAAAUGCAGAUAAUAUAAUUUUAGCGACUUGUGUUUUAUACAACUUUAUAAAAAUAAAUGAUGGCAAAGUAACAUAUAAUCGAGGUGAAAUUACCAAUCCUGAAGAUUCGUCAACUUUUCAAUAUUUAACCAUGCAAGGAGGAAAUGCAAGUCAACAGGCAUUCCAG
Molecule: messenger RNA, 999 nt
Organism: Melanaphis sacchari
Lineage: Eukaryota; Metazoa; Arthropoda; Insecta; Hemiptera; Aphididae
Product: protein ALP1-like
Exons: 4
Source: RefSeq, a predicted model, not a curated record